UGACCAAUCGAAAACGUAUUUCUAACCUUAAACUUAAAUUUGACAUUUUCGUUUUCAUAAACCAAAAUAUAUGUAUUAAAAUGGUAAGGAAGCGAACGAGGGCUUCACGAUACGCACGUAAAUCCUACGACAGCGAUGAAAACGAUAGCGAUAUUGAUCUAGAUUUCGACACUGUUUCGUCAACUCCAGCCCCAAAACGGUACGGUCUAAGAGAGCGUAAACGGCCCCUCUUUUGCGAAGAUUUUGAUUACGAAGAAGACGAAAAUGGUUCAGUGAAACCCAAUUCGGACGACGAAGAAUACAAUGUGGAAGAAGAUAUACAGGAAAAGCUUUCUGACUUUGUUAAUAAUCUAGAUUAUGUCACACAGUCUAAACAGGUUUCUUCUGAGGAGCCUUUAGUAGACUUUGAAGAUAUGAUCAGAGCCGAUGUGGUCGUGAAUAAGCAGAGGCUUGAUUAUGACAAUCUAAUCAAUAAAAGUGAAAUAAAAGUCAUAACACCUAAUCAGCCGCAACCAGUAAAAGGUCGAAGGGGGAGAAAGCCAAAGGUGAAAAUGGAAGUUUCAGCAAAUGAAUCAGAAACAGAAACUGUUAUAAAUAAAUUUGAAGAUGCGCUGGAGGUGCAAUUAAAUCCAGAAGACCUUCUUCAAACUGAGUUUAGUGAAGGCUGUGGUACAGUGAUUGGUAAUGGAACAUUAACUACCAAAGAACCUUUAGUUGAACAGAGUAAAAUAACCGCAAGUGAUAAUAUCAGUGCAGAUCAAAAAGUGACAAAUGGUUUGACAUCACAGAGUGAUGUUCAUUGUGAACCAGAUUACAUUGAUGAAAAGGAUAAAGAAAUAAAACUGAGCAAUGAAUAUUUGCUGGCAAAUUCAUUUGAUUUAAACUCUGAGGAUUUCCUUAAAAGACAAGAAGAGAUGAAAAACACAGUUGAAGAAGAAGAGGAAAUUCCAUUGGUUAAUUUCGAUGAAGAUGAUGACAGUAAUGACGUAAUAAUAAUUGAAGAAAAACCUAAUAUUAUUGUUUUAGAUGAUGACUAAUUUUAGUCAUUUUGGAGAUUGUUUAGACUGAUUUAUGUUGUUUUAAAGUUGUGUGUGAAUACAAUUGGCAAGCUGUACAUUUAGCUACUUUAUGAAAUUCCCAUCCAGGGAUUUUUGAUUUUGUUAUUUUUCAAGUAGAACUUGCAAAAACGUAAGACCAGAAACACUUAAGGGUUUUUUAUUCUGGUCGAACUCCUAUUCAGAAAAAUCUGUAUGGAAAAUGUAAUUAAUUGUGAUAUAUUUGUAUAAAAAAUCAAAGCGGCAGUUGUCAUAGCUUAAGCAAGAGUCCUUGCAGGUUUGCAAACCAGUGUUUUUUGUAAUUAAAUAAAUUCUUUAUUUGGCAAAA
Molecule: messenger RNA, 1383 nt
Organism: Cylas formicarius (sweet potato weevil)
Lineage: Eukaryota; Metazoa; Arthropoda; Insecta; Coleoptera; Brentidae
Exons: 1
Coding region: 81-1037 (318 amino acids)
Source: RefSeq, a predicted model, not a curated record